AUGGCAUAUACACCUGGCGAAGCUACACCUCUACUAGGUCCCGCUUCGGCUGGACCAUCCUCCAAGAUACUCAGCGAGACAAAAGUAUAUCCGUUGAUUCAUCUGAUAAGGGUUGAUAUCAUGGCUCAUAUUGAUGCGCCAUUGACCUAUGAACAACUUUUGGCACCAGAGUCUACUUAUACGAUAGUACGGCCGUUGACAGAGAAAUACCUUGAACUGCAAAAUCAAGCUGCUGUAUUUUGCUUGUUGCUCAACAAAAUCCAAUUCACUAGAGACUCCAACCAACUUUCCAUAUCUACUUUAUCGACUGCUCGAGCGAAUUUAUGUGAGAUCUUGGCUAUAAGGGUAUUGAGAGGAUGGUCAGAACGAUCUUUACCACUUGCUACGGUGCUUUUAACUCCCUGGGCGUUAUUUCAAGGUGCAUCGGAAGAAGUCUUGGAAAGAGCAAAAGAAGAGGGAGAUGAUGAUCUUUUGACACAGGGUGGAAAUGCUUUGGAAAUGGCGAUUAUCAGUGGUUCGAAGAGGUUUAUACGGAGUCCUUCAUGUCAAAAAGUAAUCGAGGGGAUCUGGUCUGGUAGAAUCAUAUACUCUGCUCUGAACGCCCAUGCUCUAAUAGCAGAUAAUUAUAAGAAGAAACCGAUACAGAUGUAUAAUCCGCACAAAGCACCUCUGCUGGAUCAUUAUCGGCUGAAAGUCCCUCGUGUGCGAUCAAUGUUGGAAUACGUGAACUUCCUUGUCCUUUUUACCCUUUAUGUGAUCGCUAUAGAAGGACUGGAUGCGAAUAGGUUAAAUGGGAGGGAAUUGGCUUUUGUCAUCUAUGCCUUGGCUUUCUCUCUGGACAAAUUGGCCGCCAUACGAGAACAUGGAUUAAAAGUGUUCAGUAGUAGUCUUGUCAAUGGUUUUGACCUAGUGUUCAUGUUGAUCUACGCGGUGUACCUUGGAGCGAGAACAUACGGAUUUCAUUACCAUGAUCAGAAUGCCUUGGAGUUAGGUUCAGAUUGGUUGGCUAUUGGUGCCGUAUUGAUCUUUCCUAGAUUGGCGUUUGUGACAUUAGCCAACAACCUGAUGGUUUUAAGUAUACGGUCGAUGUUGACUGAGUUCUUCUUUUUGAUGAGUGUCGGAUUCUUCUGUUUCCUUGGGUUUCUAUAUGCCCUCUUCACACUUGGACAAGGGAAGUUUGCCUUGUCCCAGAUAGGAUGGUGGUUACUAGAGGUAUAUUUCGGCUUGGACGCAUCUGGAUUCGAACAUGCUCAUGUAUUCCACCCAUUCCUCGGUCCAGUCUUGAUGGUCUCAUAUGCUCUCCUCUCAAACACUCUUCUGCUUACUGUAUUGGUUGCUAUCCUUGGUAAUACGUUUGCCACUAUCAAUGCGGAUGCUGCGGCGGAAUCGAUGUUCAGAAAGGCUGUAUCGACUCUGGAAGGUGUCAAAGCGGACGCCGUAUUCAGCUAUCAACUCCCUUUCAACUUGGUUGCUGUAGUAGUCAUGUGGCCGAUGAGUUAUAUCCUUGGUCCGAGAUGGUUCCACAAAGUCAAUGUAUCCAUGAUCAGAGUAUCCAGUCUGCCUAUACUCUUGGUCAUCGCACUCUACGAGAGACAAUCUUAUCGCGAACAAACUUUGAUGGAACAAUUUGGCGACUUUGCGGAGAGGUAUGUAGGUAAUCUGCCUAGACGUAUCAAGGCGGCAGCUGGAUUUGAUAAUUUUGGCAAUCGACAUGAUAUCGAAACUGUCUUUGAGAUCGAAAGAGAAGUGGGAGAUUUCUAUAGAGGAUGGGACGACGACGUAUUUGAGGAAUCGGAUUUCCAAUUACCUCCGCCGAUCGAAUCAACCUCACCGUCUUCCUCAUCAGACGAAGCUGAAGAAGACGAAGCGAAACGUCGGGUAAAUCGAAAACUUGACAAUGGAUCUGCACCCACCAGUGCAACACCGACAAAAUUGAUGUUCACCGAUUCAGCUGCGAUGACAGCCUCGCCUUCUGGACUUGAGCAUGAUCUUGAGACGGGCAAGCCACCCUCUGAAGGUGUACCAUCUCCCAAACCUGCUACGAGAAAACGAACGAGCUCGAUGCCCUCCCAGCCUAGAUCGCCUAAUAUCGAUAUUCGACCUCGACAUCAAUCUAACGCUCAUGCUCUCGCCCACUCGCAAGCUCAGGGACCUAUCACCAGGCCGAGGCGAAACUCUUCCAUGCAGAUGCAUGGUCCUAGUCCGCUGGCUCAAUUGUUCAUGAUGUCGCCUGAAUCCGACAGAGGAUUCCAUAAUAGGAGGAACUCGAUGGCAGGUAUUGCACUGAGUACUUCCCAUCCUGCGCUCAAUUCGAUGUUGGGUCCGAAUAGAAGACAAAGAACGAUACUGCAGCCGACACCUCACCAACAGCAACAACAUCAGCAACAUGUCAAGUCUGGGUCAGAAGGUGAUCUUCUUUCAUCUGGACCAAUUGGUGAGGUGGACGUGACUUCAAAAGUAGCUGCUAGGCUGAAUAAGCCGAGACUCAAUCGACCUGAUAUCACCCCGAUCGUCGAAAGUAGACAAGCUUCUUUCAGUGGUAGUCACAUGAUGGGCGGACCUACUACUUCAGAAGGUUCAGUCACACCUACACCUACGAUAUCCAAAGGUACUGCAGCAAAUUCAUCUAGGACUGCACUAGAUCAGAAAGAAGAUAGUAUAUUAGGUAGCGCAGCCACAAUCAAGAGUAAUCAGAGUGCGCCAUUCCCCGAAUCUUCUAUUGCUAGCGCACCGAGUACGACAAGGAGUGUACGAUUCCCUGGAUCACCUUCGAUCACUCCGAACAACUCAAAUCCACCCACAAGAUCAGCUAGUCCAUCGACGUCCAACUCUACAUUGAGAAUACCUUCUUCCUCUGGUACUGGUACUUUAUCGGGCGGUGGACCCAAGUCGCCCCGGCCAAAUAUCAUCAAAGCGAGUCAGGUCGAGGCUAUGCAAUUGAACAGACCCGAGGACGAAAUAGGCGCAAUGAAUAUGGGGAUGGAGAAGAGGUUGGAUGGGAUCGAGAAGAGGCAGAAGAGGAUUGAGGACAUGUUGGAGAGGUUGUGUAGGGGCUUGGGUGAGAAGGAUAGAGAGAGGGAGAGGGAGAGUUCAAGGGGCAGAUGA
Molecule: messenger RNA, 3105 nt
Organism: Kwoniella botswanensis
Lineage: Eukaryota; Fungi; Basidiomycota; Tremellomycetes; Tremellales; Cryptococcaceae
Exons: 20
Coding region: 1-3105 (1034 amino acids)
Source: RefSeq, a predicted model, not a curated record